AUGCUCACCAUCCACCACCUCCAGCGCAGCCAAAGCGAGCGUAUCCCUUGGCUGUGCGAAGAGCUCGGCAUCCCCUACGAACUCAAGCUGUACAAGCGCAGUCCGCUUCUUUCCCCGCCCGAGCUCCAGGCAUUGACGCCGCUGGGCGCCGCCCCCGUCGUUGAGGAUGCCUCAGUCCAGCAAUCCGAUGGCAAACCGCUGAAGCUAGCCGAAAGCUCUGCCAUCGUUGAAUACAUCAUCCACAAACAUGGCAACGGUCGACUGGCUUUGCCCCCUUCUCACAAGAAUUACCCUGACUACCUGUACUGGUUCCACCUGGCCAAUGGCAACCUACAACCAUGCGUUCAGAGGAGUAUGCAUUUUGCCAUGUUGAAGUUGCCCCCAGACCACCCUGCCCGGAAGAACAUCGACGCCCGGCUGACCAAGAUCAUUGAAUUGAUCAACGAUCGCUUGAAUCAGGUGCCGUGGUUGGCCGGGGACGAGUUCACGGCCGCAGACAUCAUGUCCGUCUUCUCCUUGACUACCAUGAGACUGUUUUUCCCCUUCGAGUUGACCGGCUACAAUGGCAUUCUGUCGUGGCUGCAAAGGGUUGGCCAGCGGCCUGCCUACCGUGUGGCCAUGGGGAAGGGCGAUCCUGACCUCACGCCCGUGCUUGGAGCUGAAGCCCCAGAGCUGUUUCCAGGACUAUCAUGA
Capronia epimyces CBS 606.96 is the source of this 693-nucleotide messenger RNA. Its product is annotated as glutathione S-transferase. The coding region runs from base 1 to 693 and encodes 230 amino acids. The record is from RefSeq and is a predicted model, not a curated record. Lineage: Eukaryota; Fungi; Ascomycota; Eurotiomycetes; Chaetothyriales; Herpotrichiellaceae. The transcript has a single exon.